Closterium sp. Naga37s-1 is the source of this 831-nucleotide messenger RNA. NCBI's taxonomy places the organism in Eukaryota, Viridiplantae, Streptophyta, Zygnematophyceae, Desmidiales, Closteriaceae. The record is from the annotation of a GenBank genome assembly.
AUGCGACUGGGUCGACUCAAGUUCAUCCCGUACUCGUCCAUGCUCGCGCUCAUGGGCGCGCUCUCACGCGAUAUCAGCCACCACCACCAUGAAUUCCGCUUCCGCAUCGACAGCUUCGUUCCAGUGGCGCUGUUCGUGGCAUGCACGCACGUCAUGACGCACUAUUACAACGAAUACUUCGACUUCGAAGCCGAUCUCGCGAACAAGCACCGCGGUAAGUGGAACGGCGGCUCGGGCGUGCUCCCCGAGGGCUUGCUUCCGCGCUGGUUGGCGCUCGCCGCGGCGAACGUGCUCCUCAUGGGGAGCGUCGUCACUCAGCUCGCGUUCUUCCGCGCCCCCGCGCAGUGCGUCGCGUGCGCGACGCUCUUCCUCUCGUGGGCGUACACCGCGCCGCCCUUCAAGCUCCACUAUCGCGGCUUGGGCGAAGCGACUGUUGCCGCCGUGCUGACGUGGGGCGUUCCCGUGAUGGGCGCGCUGCAGCGCCGCGACGAUGACGCGUUCGUGCUCCCCACGUCACUUCGCGCGAUCAUCCCGCUGCUGUGCGCGCAGCAGUUGGUGCGGAUGAUGGUCAUGAAUCUUCCCGACAUCGAUUCCGACCUCCAUUUGGCGCGUCGCCUAGACGGGAUCGUGUUUGCCGUCGCUGGGACUGCGGCAGGUUCCUCCCGCGACACAAAAGAAUACGAAGACGCCACGUCUGAUCAUACUGCUGCGGGAAAGCCCUUGAAGAGUACUAUGGACUUUGGAGAUCUUCCGUACCAGGCGACGAUUCACGUGGCAUCAACGGCGCUGAUGCUGGUCCUGGCCCAAGCCGUGGUGCUGAUGAUGCAGUGA